AUGGAGACCACGGACGAGUGGAUCACCCAACGGACCGGCAUCCGGCGGCGGCACGUGCUCCAACCGGAGGAGAGCUUGGUGUCCUUGUCGGUGAAAGCGGCCAAGAAAGCCUUAAAGGACGCCCAGCUCGCGCCCGAAGAUGUUGAUCUUUUGAUCCAUGCGACCUCCACUCCGGACGAUUUGUUCGGGAGUGGGCCACAGGUCGCCUCGCUGCUGGGCGCUGAGAGGGCGACGGCCUUUGACCUCACCGCAGCCUGCUCGGGCUUCGUGUUUGCUCUGGUGACCGCGGCGCAGUACGUGCGCUCCGGCGCCUUCAAGAACGUCUUAGUCGUUGGCGCCGACUGCCUGAGUCGCUUCGUGGAUUGGUCGGACCGGAGCACGUGCGUCCUCUUCGGCGACGGCGCGGGCGCCAUGGUCAUCACUCAGACCGAGGCUUCGAAGGACGAGCCCACACGGCAGUCCAGGCUUCAUGGCUUUAUGGUGGCGGUCCUGGAGGACCCUGAGCUUUUCCAAGCCUGGGUCUACAUGCAACGGACGAAGACCUUCGGUGACGACCAGGAGCUCCCACCGAGUGAGGAGGUCCAUGCCUCUCUCGUAUGCGAGCUCAUGAACGAGGAAGGGACGGAAGGAAUGGCCGGAGCCGCGACAACAAGGCCUUGCUGUCAUCGGAUGAUUUCUUUGUGA
Messenger RNA from Durusdinium trenchii, 684 nucleotides. The record is from the annotation of a GenBank genome assembly. NCBI's taxonomy places the organism in Eukaryota, Dinophyceae, Suessiales, Symbiodiniaceae.